CAACUCAACACACCAACAAACUGCACCAAAGCAGGCAGCUCCCUUAGCAAAGCCCAGGCAUGAGAUACACUGCAGAUGACACGAGAACUCGUUUGUGAAGCACUGCAACAUACAGAAGGAAACAAAAGCAGAAGCACUCAGCCUGUCACCUGGAAUCCACAGCUGUCUCUGGCUAAGCCACCAGUUCAAAGCCAGAGGAAGGGAAAAGUCUUGCAAUUGGGAUGCAGAGCUGCUCCUCCAGCUUCAGCUUGAGCCCUGGGACCUGCACAUCAACACUCCUGCCCGCUCACAAGGGGAAGAGCGAGAGGAAUUGCGAAUGACCCUCCGUCAGCAACACUAGCUUCCCGUCGCAUCGCAGGGAACACUCGAGGGUCCCAUCGCUUCUCAGCAGCACGCUACGGAAGGGGAUUAAAAACAAAGCACAAAUGAAAGCCACGGCCAACUUCAGCUACUCUAGGAACAGCAGCAACUGCACCAGCGAUAACAGAAUCAGUCAGGUCGUCUUCCCAUUGCUGUAUACGAUUCUCUUCUUGGUGGGAAUCACCAUGAAUGGGCUGGCAAUGUGGGUCUUCUUUAAAAUAUCCAGUAAAUCCAACUUCAUCAUUUUCCUCAAGAACACCGUCAUUUCUGACUUCCUCAUGAUCCUGACUUUUCCAUUUAAAAUCCUUAGUGACGCAAAGCUGGUCACGUGGGAACUGAGAGGAUUUGUGUGCCAGGUCACCCAGGUUGUAUUUUACUUCACCAUGUACAUCAGCAUUUUGUUCCUCGGUCUAAUAACUAUCGAUCGCUAUCAGAAAGCCACAUCGCCCUUCCGAACAUCAACCCCAAGGAGCCUUUUACACGUCAAGAUCCUGUCCACAGCAAUCUGGAUAUCCAUGUUUGCUCUCUCGUUACCCAACAUGAUCCUAACGAACCAGAAGCAAACGCCCAGGACCGUCAGGAAGUGUGCUCUGCUGAAAUCCGAGUUUGGCUUAGUCUGGCACGAAAUCGUGAACUACAUCUGUCAACUUAUCUUCUGGGUUAAUUUAGCAGUUAUAGUUGUUUGCUACAUACUCAUAAGCAAAGAACUGUAUAAAUCCUACAAAAGGACAAGAUGCACGGGAAAGGCAACCAAAAAGACUGUAAAUCUGAAGGUUUUCAUCGUUAUCGCAGUGUUCUUUAUUUGCUUUGUGCCGUUCCACUUCACCAGAAUCCCCUACACGUUGAGCCAAACCAGAGGCGUGUUCGAAUGCUCUGCCCGGAACACCUUGUUUUACCUGAAGGAGAGCACGUUGUGGCUGACGUCCCUGAACGCUUGCCUAGAUCCAUUCAUUUACUUUUUCCUUUGCAAAUCCUUCAGGAAGUCCUUGCUGGACAUGCUGUGCAAGCACACAGCGUGCUCAGAACUCGGAGCACGGAUGAAGGAGCAGAAUGAAGGAGAUGACACAGACGAGACGGCACUCUAGAGCCAAGAGCCACCCAUGCCCCUUCUUGGCCACACACGUUUCUGUUGGUAGGGGGAAGCGGCACAAGCCCUGAAGAAGAAUAUCUACAAUUUCACCAGCUUCUGUAACUGUCCUACAGAUGAAGCACAAGCACCUUGGAAUCGACGUCACUGGCAGCAAAAAUGGUGAAACUAGAAAGCUUGAAUGAAACAAGAGCAGCACCUGAUCACAGCUCCACAUGUCAGAAUUGCAAGGAAGAAGUCUGAACUUUUAGCUGGAGCUGUAAGGACAACAUUUAAAAGAGCCAUGAAACGCUACAGACGAGAUGAUGGACUGCAAAGACUUUGCAGAAAUAGCUUAAUUUAGGCCAGAGUAAAGUCCAUGACACAACAAGAUCUGCGAGAUGCAAAUAAAACCCACAGUAAAUGUGAUUCCUAAACACAGGGGGUUGUUACCUGGCAGGAAACUGGCAGACAAACAGAAACAGAGGACAUAGCUAGAUAAGCUAUUUAUCUGCAUAGACUUUUGAUAACAGAAUAACACUUUGCUUAUCUUAUUGUAUGCUUGCAAUCUUAAUCCACUGAGCAGUCACUAAUGGUUGUAUGUCAUAGGAAAUUAUUUCAUAACCAGACUUAUCUUGAUGUGAGGGAAACCUUCAAAUAUUUCACCUUUCUAUACCAAUAAACAAAACCAAACAUUCCUAGAGAAUAUUACAUUAGAAAAUAUACAAAGACUCAAUGUACAGUACAUCCAGAUCUUAGAGAAAGAACCACUCGAAGCAACAUCUUUGCUGAUUAUUAAGGCCAGAUUAUUAAGGGCAGCUUUCUUGCACUCUACGAAAAGUUUAACCACUUCCCCUCUUUCAUCUGGAAAAGCUGAAAGAAAAUAGGGAAGUAUUUUUGGCUAUGUAACUCAGGUAUCAUGACAACCACACACGAAAAUGCUCCUAGGCUGUCGUAAUAGAACACAGUUCAUUGAUCAUCAUGGCAAAGCAGCUCUGGGUCAGAAACGUGUUUCAUCACCAUGCAUGAGCUGGCUCCUGCCAAAGCCAUUGCCUGUGCCUGGGAGGGCACCAGGUGUGUUUACAACUGAUACCCCUUUUCCUGAAAGGUUAAAAAGACAGUUCACUUGCUUUAGCACUCAUCCUUAGAGCUUAUGCAUCCC
Messenger RNA from Colius striatus (speckled mousebird), 2588 nucleotides. It is a transcript of the gene P2RY12, whose product is annotated as purinergic receptor P2Y12. Lineage: Eukaryota; Metazoa; Chordata; Aves; Coliiformes; Coliidae. Gene Ontology annotation, biological process: blood coagulation; G protein-coupled receptor signaling pathway. Gene Ontology annotation, cellular component: membrane. The record is from RefSeq and is a predicted model, not a curated record. Bases 426 to 1445 code for a protein of 339 amino acids. Gene Ontology annotation, molecular function: G protein-coupled purinergic nucleotide receptor activity. The transcript is spliced from 3 exons.